Thalassophryne amazonica is the source of this 953-nucleotide messenger RNA. It is a transcript of the gene ppic, whose product is annotated as peptidyl-prolyl cis-trans isomerase C. Gene Ontology annotation, cellular component: intracellular membrane-bounded organelle. Lineage: Eukaryota; Metazoa; Chordata; Actinopteri; Batrachoidiformes; Batrachoididae. Gene Ontology annotation, molecular function: peptidyl-prolyl cis-trans isomerase activity. The transcript is spliced from 6 exons. The coding region runs from base 26 to 652 and encodes 208 amino acids. The record is from RefSeq and is a predicted model, not a curated record. Gene Ontology annotation, biological process: protein folding; protein peptidyl-prolyl isomerization.
UUUUUUUUUCCUCCGCGGUCCGGUGAUGGAGCUCCGACGGUUGCUACCGCCUCUGCUCGUCCUCUGCGCCGCCGCCCGGUGCUCGGUGUCCGGCGCAGCCUCGCGUUCAGGACCGAGAGUCACGGACAAGGUGUUUUUUGACAUCACAGUUGCAGGUCACGAGGUUGGUCGGAUUGUCAUCGGACUGUUUGGAGACGUCGCACCGCUCACUGUCAGGAACUUUGUUGCCCUGGCAACUGGAGAGAAAGGUUACAGCUACAAAGGAACCAGAUUUCACAGAGUCAUCAAGGACUUCAUGAUCCAAGGUGGAGACUUCACAGCUGGAGAUGGAACUGGAGGUCACAGCAUCUACGGAACGACGUUUGCAGAUGAAAACUUCAAGCUGAAGCACUUAGGAGCCGGCUGGGUGAGCAUGGCCAACGCGGGUCCAGACACUAACGGCUCUCAGUUCUUCAUCCUGGCUACGAAGGCUCCGUGGCUGGACGGGAAACAUGUGGUUUUUGGAAAAGUCCUGGACGGGAUGUCUGUGGUCCAUACCAUCGAGCUUCAGGACACCAACGACAGGAACCUGCCGUACACAGAGUGCGUCAUAGUCAACAGUGGCAGGAUCCCCGUCAAAGAACCCUUCAUGGUGGAGGUGGAGGGCUGGUAGGCUGGACCACGUAGGAUCAUGCUUAAUUUACAUUUGAAAGGGAUUCAAACUAUGUGACCACAGAACUGGUUCUUUUGAGUUCGCCUGUUUUUUUUGUUUUUUUUUAAACUGGACCUGGUCCUGAGCCAGACCUGCUCGUCUCUUCUGACCUUUAACCUUCAGAAGCCUGUUUCAUAGAACAUGUGUCAAAAGUAUGAAACUCACUGCCUCAUGGUUCAGUUACAGUUCUGUCACAGUUUUCAGGUGUAGGCGUGGCUUAAUUCCGAUGUGUUGACACCGGUCCAUAAUUUUAAAUAUAGGA